Aspergillus caelatus is the source of this 456-nucleotide messenger RNA. RefSeq lists its product as uncharacterized. NCBI's taxonomy places the organism in Eukaryota, Fungi, Ascomycota, Eurotiomycetes, Eurotiales, Aspergillaceae. The record is from RefSeq and is a predicted model, not a curated record. The coding region runs from base 103 to 420 and encodes 105 amino acids. The transcript has a single exon.
CAGUAGGAUUGCGGAGACAACUGGAGCAAAGCGGAAGACGCGGACUCGAUGCCGAUCCAGUAGGCUAGUAGAGCUCAGACAAGACCCGAAGUCCCCAUCGGCAUGGGGCACAGGCACACACACGCACACACACACACACUGGUGUUGGAGAAAAAGAUAAUGUUUUCUUUCUCUCUUUUCUCUUCUUUUUCUUUCUUUCUUUUUCUUCUCUUCUUUCCAUGUAUUAUAUCUCUCGAUCAAGAGACGGAGGAGGGGUACCAAAGGGAAGGUCGGCAAACACGGGGACACUCACCUCGUAAUCCAGCCCAUCGGAUGGCCCAUCCGUCGGCUAACCAUGGGAGCCAAGAUGCAGGAAUUAAAAGUUCAUUGGAAUCUAUAUCAAGCACAGAAAGGGGCCAGUUGUUAAUAAAAUUAUCAUGAUUCAGUGAUAGGGUGGACUGACGCCACUCAGCGAGG